CGUUUCCGGCGCCUGGGCUCCGCUUGCAGCGUCAUCGUGAGGGGCCGGUUUGAAUGAGACCCUGAGAGUGGGACGCGCCGGAGCCGUUGCCCGCUGACUGACGUCCCCUCCCCCUCCGGGACGCGCCGCCCGCCCGCCAUGCCGCUUUUCUCAGUGAACGUAAAAUGGGGGAAAGAGAAAUUUGAUGGUGUAGAGCUGAAUACUGAUGAACCUCCAAUGGUGUUCAAGGCUCAGCUUUUCGCAUUGACUGGAGUUCAGCCAGACAGACAGAAAGUUGUGGUGAAAGGAGGAGCUCUAAAGGAUGAUGAGUGGGGCAACAUCAAAAUCAAGAAUGGGAUGACCUUAUUAAUGAUGGGCUCCGCAGAGGCACUCCCUGAGGAACCAGUAGCUCGACCUGUGUUUGUGGAAGACAUGACGGAGGAGCAGUUAGCCUCAGCUAUGGAGUUACCAUGUGGUUUGACAAAUCUUGGCAACACUUGUUACAUGAAUGCUACAGUUCAGUGUAUCCGCUCUGUGCCAGAACUGAAAGAGGCCCUUAAGAGAUAUGCCGGUGCCUUAAGAGCUUCAGGAGAAAUGGCCUCUGCUCAGUAUAUUACUGCAGCUCUUAGAGAUUUGUUUGAUUCCAUGGAUAAAACGUCCUCCAGCAUCCCACCCAUCAUCCUCCUGCAGUUUUUACACAUGGCCUUCCCACAAUUUGCAGAGAAAGGUGAUCAAGGCCAAUAUCUUCAACAGGAUGCCAAUGAAUGCUGGGUACAAAUGAUGAGGGUACUACAGCAAAAGUUGGAAGGGAUAGAAGGUGAUGCUCUUAUGGAGACUGACUCUGGAAUUUCAGCAGCAGCUUCUAAAAAGAAGAGUUUAGUUGAUCAAUUCUUCAGCAUUGAAUUUGAAACAACCAUGAAAUGUACAGAAUCAGAAGAAGAGGAAGUAACUAAAGGAAAAGAGAAUCAGCUUCAACUUAGCUGCUUUAUUAAUCAAGAAGUCAAAUAUCUUUUUACAGGACUUAAAUUGCGUCUUCAAGACGAAAUCACAAAACUUUCUCCAACGUUGCAAAGAAACGCUUUGUACAUCAAAUCUUCCAAGAUUAGUCGUUUGCCUGCCUACCUGACUAUUCAGAUGGUUCGAUUUUUUUACAAAGAGAAGGAAUCAGUGAAUGCCAAAGUUCUUAAGGAUGUCAAAUUUCCUCUUAUGUUGGAUGUAUAUGAGUUAUGUACAUCAGAACUUCAAGAAAAGAUGGUCCCAUUUCGGUCAAAAUUCAAGGAUCUAGAAGACAAAAAAAUAAAUCAGCAGCCAAAGAAUUCUAGUAAAGGUGAUGGUGCACAGAAAGAAGUUAAAUAUGAACCAUUUUCCUUUCCUGAUGAUAUUGGCUCCAACAACUGUGGUUUUUAUGAGCUGCAGGCAGUGCUAACACAUCAGGGAAGAUCUAGUUCCUCUGGUCAUUAUGUGUCUUGGGUAAAAAGGAAACAAGGCUCCCUGCAACUUGAUUUCCUUUGUCAGUCAUCUUACCUCAGACCGUGCUGCAGAGCUGUCCUGAAUUCCUGGGUAAGGAUGCUUUCCUGCUCUCUCUCCCUGGUUAGUGUAUUCAGUCUGCAAGAACACUUAAAUGUGGGGAAAGAAGCAGCAGCUCUGGUUCCAUUAUAAAUAAAAUGUAUUAAAUGCCUAGGAAAAACACAACUGCAUCCCUCUCACAAAUUCAGGCACUCAAGCUAGGAAACACCAGAAUUAAGGUUACCUGGAUAAGCUUCAUUCUGCCCCUUUGUGCGUGUGUUACACAAUAGUCUUUAAUUAAAUAAAUUGCUACAUUUGUGCUUUGAAUGUACAAAGAGUGUAUAAAAAAACUAAAUAUUAAAAAAAUGUAGUUGUGUCUUAAUGGGUACUUUGGGGAAUUAAGGCUUUUUAUUUUUCUGCUUAAGUUCACUGUUAAAAGGGCAGGGGGGUGCACAGAACUGCUUUGUUGCAUACAUAAGUUAUUUGACUGAGCCCACAGCGAACAGGAAGGACCUCCUUACUCAAGCCUGUGCUCAUUCCUCCAUACCACACUGAGUAUCCACAACUUCAGCUGCAGUUCUGAAUGCUUCACACUUUGAAAUGUCAGGCCUUUGCUGUCUUAAGCUGUGCACCCAGAAAGAAAAAAGUGACCACCUGUGAAAAUUUUGAUUUAAAUGGUUUUUCUGUCUUCAUAGUCAUACACAGAAUCAAAUUCUCCACUGGCAUUCAACUACCUAACUGCAAGACCAACCUUGCUCUGCCUGCACUGUCCUACCCCAUUUUUUACGUACUUUCAAAUUUAUAAAGUAAAUGAGCCAGGGUCCUACAGCCAGAUACAUUCACUACACAAGCCUGAACUGUUCCUUGAGCACUUUUUUUUUUGUUCAUACAACAAAGCAGUGAUGUGUUUAAGAAUUAUUAUAAGAAUUUAUACCAGGGACAGGCAACCUUAAUUCUGGUAUCUCUUAAUUUCUGAAUGCAUGACUUAUCACUCCCUUAAAUUUAACACUCCCCACACAUUAAAAGAACAUUAAGUUCUUUGAGUGCUUGCUCUUGUCAAUUCCAAGUAGAUGUGCACAGUUGCCAGAAGGUUUUUUUUCCUCUAGCAGUACCUGUCGGGUCAGCUCAGGCACCGCUCAAGUUGUGCCUUCAUAGUGCUACAUAUAGGGCUCUGCUGACCUGCCACCCUUCAUUCCUUCUUACCACCAGUGAUGGUCCUCGGAGCGUUCUCUUCUCUCCUUUUCAAAUGAUCCCCUCCCGUACUCAUAUUCUACCUACAAAUAGUUUUCAAUAGUUAUUAGUUUGUAGUUUAGUGUAGUACUUGUACCUCCUUGUUAGUCGGGGUUCCCUUCCCCUGCCAAGGGCAUGCCUGGAUCCCAGGGGUUUAUGCUGUGUAGGGACUGCCAAAAGCCAAUGCCAAAGGGCAACCUGCGCCAAUCCUGCUUAAAGUGCCUAGAGGAAUCCCAUCAUGCUAGGUGAAAAAUCUGCAGAGGAUGCCACCCCCACACUAAGGAAAGGGACCCCUAGCUGCACUUAUCAGAUUGGCUGUGAGGCUCCCUGGAGUGGCACCUUCAUGGCGGUCAAUAUAUGAUCCUCCCGGACUGACACCUUCUCAGUUCGUUCUUACUGCCAGUGACAGCCAUUAGAACUGUGGGGUCUUGCUGAGCAAGUUCUUCAUAUUUCUCUAGCCUCAUUUGUUUUUGUUCUUUAGUUAGUUAAACACUUUUACUUAAUAUUAGCAGUUGGGCUGGGGGAUUUACCCUCUAUCCUGACCGCUUUUUCUUGGGAGGGCUUCCACACUUAAGUCCCAGGAGUGCAAGUCCUGCUCCAAGCCCAUGCCAACACCCACGAUGCUUGUCUAAAGUGGCUGGGGGAGGCUCACCAAGAUGAUAGGUGCAGGAUUUGCAAGGGGUUUCACUCAGAACCAAAAUGGAGCAAGACUUUCACCUUAAGCAGCUCCAUAUGGAGGCAGCACGUAGACUUCAGCCUCCAUCGGCACAGCAGGACCCAGCACCGGAGUUCUUCAGUGCGUAGCACCCCCGUGACAGUGGUGGAAGCAGUACAGUGGAUGGAUUCUGGUAGAGACCCAUGGCCCCAUCGCUCCCAAGCGCUGAAACCUGCAGGAUUGACUCAGCACUGCUCCUGCUCCCUGGCACAGAACCAGCACUGGAAGUAAGGGAGGAGCAGCUCUCUGUCCCAGAGGCCCACCCCUCUGGAGCUGGCCAAUGGGGGGGAUGCAUCCUCAUGAGGAGCACCCAGUGCCGAAGUCUGCGAAGACAGCACCGUUGACUUCAACCCCACAAAAGGAACAGUCGAGACUGGUGCCGUUGGACUCCCCAGUCCACAUCAUCGAGGAAGUGGAGUUGCCAUCCCCCCCAGACACCUUUGCGGCUGUGAGAGAAGUCAUUGCCAUGACAGCACCAAGGUCACCCACGAUUCAUGCCAAACUUAUGGUAUCACAUCAUAUGGCACCAUCUCAAGGCAAACCAGUGAUGCUCCAGUCCUUGAUACUGCCAAUAGAAUCCUGCACCACUCGGAGUCCUGCAUCACUCGCAGUCACGGCACUGGUCCAGGUCGUGCCAGUGCUCCCAAUCACGAUGCUGAUCCACAUGGUGGUCCCCAUCACGCAGCAGUUCCCGGCCCGGGCCUCAGUCCUGACACCACUCAGCGACCCUGCGCAGCUCCAGAUUGCAGCACCACUCACCAACUCAGGUCUGCUCGGCCCCACCCUGACCCUCACAGUCCCGAUCCCAGCCUUUGGACUCGGAGGUGGAAUCUAGGUACUCAUAGUGGGGCUGACCCCGUUCAGGCCAUGAAUGCUCUGAGGCAGGAGCAGAGCCAUGGCCUGUGCAGUGGCAGGGACCAGCGCAGUGGCCAUUCUAGACGCUGAGGGCGUAGCACCAGGCCCAGGGUGCCUAGUCUUAAGGCUUCCAAUUGGCCACCUCUGAACUAACAGUGCCAGAGGCCUGUCAGUCACCCCACCUUUAGGGGUGUCAAGCAGGUGUGGUGCCCCUACCUCGCCCUCAGAACUGACUCCAACUCCGGUUCUUGAGACUGGUCCAGUCAGCAAGGCAGGUCGAGAGGUUCCCAAUGAGCAGGAGGGACAGGAGGACCCUGUUCCCCCAAGUCCCCUGCAGGCAUGUCCGUCUCCAGACUGCUUCCCAUAGACAAACCUCCUCCACAGGGUGGCAUGCAACGUGGACCUGCAGGCUGAGGAUGUGGUGGAGUCAGAGGACCCAGUGGUCGACAGUUUAGCCCCAGAGGGUCCUUUGAGGGUAGCUCUGCCCCUCAUCAAAACUAUACAGGCCAGUGCCAAGACCAUCUGGCAGACCCCAGCCUCCAUCCCUCCACUGCCAAAGGUGUUGAGAGGAAGUGUUUCAUGCCAUCAAAGGGGUAUGAGUACUACUUUAUGCACUCACAGCCUUGUUCAUUGGUGGUUGCGAUGGUAAAAGGAGAGGCAGGGGCAACCAGCCCCAGUGCCUAAGUUCCUGGAGGCCAAAUGCCUGGACUUGUUUGGAGGUAAGGUGUACUCUAUGGGGGAGCUCCAGCUCAGGAUUGCCAACCAGCUGGCAAUUCUGAGCCAGUAUAACUUCAACUCCUGGAACUUGCUGCUCAGGUUCAAAGAGCUUGUGCCAGCUGAGUCCAGCGAGGAGUCUGGAGCUAUAGUGGAGGAGAGCAAGGCAACGCCACAGACCUCUUUCCAGGCCUCACGGGAUGCUGUGGACUCGGCCGCACACACCUUGUCCUCUGGUAGUGCCAUGAGGCUCACCUCAUGGUUGCAAGAAUAGUCUCUGGCUGCCAUCAUCGCAUCCCUGGGUCCAGGGAAUUGGUAAGCAGCUGUCAAAUAUAAAGGGAAGGGUAACCACCCUUCUGUAUACAGUACUAUAAAAUCCCUCCUGGCUUGCCAGAGACAGAUCAAGAAGAAAAGCUAUCCAACUCCAUUAGUAAGUACUAGCAAAGAAAUGCAUUAGAUCACUUUUAUUUUGGCUUGUGAUUUUCCUUGUCUAGAAGGAGGUUUAUGCCUGGAUUUGUAACUUUAAGGUUUUGCCUAGAGGGGAGAUCCUCUAUGCUAUUGAGUCUUUUGUUAUUCUGUAAAGUACUUGCCAUCCCAAUUUUACAGAGGUAAUUCUUUUACUUUAAUUAAAAUUCUUUUAAGAAUCUGAUUGAUUUUUCAUCAUUUUAAGAUCAAAAGGUUUGGGUCUGUGUUCACCUGUACCAAUUUGUGAGGAUAGUAUUCUCAAGCCUGCCCAGGGAAGGGGAGUAGGGUAUUGGGGGGAUAUUUGGGGAAGGUAGGGCUCCAAGUGGCCCUCCCUAAAUGUUUGUUUAAAUCACUUGGUGGUAGCAGCAUUACUUAAUCCAAGGAAUAAGGGAGUUUUUAACCUAAGCUGGUAGAAAUAAGCUUGGGCAGGGGGAGUCUUUCAUGCAGGUCCCCACCUUGAAGGACACGUACUUCCACAUUUCCAUAGUCCCGCCCCACAGGAGGUUUCAAAGAUUCAUAGUGGGCCGUACUCACUAACAAUUUACAGUCCUCCCUUUUGGCCUGUCAUCGGCCCCUUGGGUAUUCACCAAAUGCAUGUCAGUCCUAGCCACCUUCCUGAGGAAAAGGCAGGUACAGGUAUUCCCACUCCUUGACAACUGGUUGGUCAAGAGCCAUUCCAAGACACAAGUGGAACAACAUGUCAACUUGAUAAGUUCCAUAUUUGACAUGGAAUGUACAAAAGCUGACUCUUUCCCCUACUCAGAGAAUAGAGUUCCUAGGGGUGGUGUUAGACUAGAAGCAAACCUGAGCUUUCCUACUACAGUCUCAUUUUCAAGCUAUACGCAACAUUAUACAAAGCUUCAGUCAGUACCCCACGAUUACUGGAAGGAAUUGCUUUAAAGCUCCUCAGGGCACACGGCAUCUUGCAUGUACAUAGUACAACAUGCAAGGCUGAGGCUCAGACCUCUCCAGGCCUGGCUAGCAUCAGUGUAUCAACCAGUCAGUCAGUUUGGACAAGGUAGCCAAUCACAUUCUCACUGAGGGUGCUCGAGACUUCAGUGGUGGCUCAAUCUGCGAGUUGUGUGAGCAGGGGUCCCCUUCUACAAACCACAUGCCUUGCUGUGUCUGGUCACCGACACAGCGGCAAUAGGAUGGGGAGCACACCUGGAAGAGCACAGAACUCAGGGUCUCUGGUCCCCAGCGGAACCGUUUCUUCACUUCAAUGACAGGGGGCUAAGAGCUGUUCAUCUAGCAUGUCAGAACUUCCAAGCUCACGUGGAAGGAAGAUGCAUAUUAGUCCUGAUGGAUUAUACAGCAGCGAUAUUUUAUAUAAAGAGCGUGGAACACACUCCUCUCCCUUUUGUCAGGAAGCUCUCAAGCUCUAGGACUUCUGCAUAGCCCAUUCAAUGCUCCUGAAAGCUUCUUAUCUCCCCGGAUCUCAAAAUGAGCUGGCAGACCAUCUCAACAGAUCCUUUCACAAUCACAAGUGGUCCAUUUGCCCAGACAUGGCAAACAACACUUUCCAAUAGCGGGAAGUUCCCCAGAUUGACUUGUUUGCCACAAAGAGCAACAGGAAGUGCCUUCAGUUCUGCUCCUUUUUGAACCACAGUCUGGGCUUACUUGCAGACACGUUCUUCCUUCCCUGAAAGGACCACCUGUUCUAAGCAUUCCCACCUAUCCCACUUGUUCACAAAGGCCUCCUCAAGAUCCGGAGGGACAGAGCAUCAGUGAUACUGGUAGCACCAGCCGAGCCCCGCCACCACUGAUACACCAUGAUGCUGGAGCUAUCAGUGGACACCCCAAUCCCCCUACCGUUAGUUCCAGACCUGAUCACUCAGCAUCACAGACAGCUUCAGCAUUGCAAUCUCAAAUCUCUCCACCUCACUGCUUAGAAGCUGCAUGGUUAAACCAGUUAGAUCUCUCAUGUUCAGACCUGUUACGGAAGUUCUCCCUGGCAGUAGGAAACCAUCCACUAGGGCUACCUACUUGGCCAAGUGGAAGAGAUUCUCGCUCUGGUGUUCACAGAGUCAUACCUCUUCAACACAAUCAUCGAUACCUUUCAUCUUGGACUACCUGCUACAUUUAAAGCAGGGGUCGGCAACCUAUGGCACGUGUGCCAAAGGUGGCAUGCAAGAGGAUUUUGAAUGGCACUCACACUGCCCAGGUCCUAGCUGCCAGCCUGGGGUCCUACCGCCA
This is a messenger RNA of Gopherus flavomarginatus (Mexican gopher tortoise), 7660 nucleotides long. RefSeq names its product ubiquitin specific peptidase 14 (gene USP14). The coding region runs from base 139 to 1638 and encodes 499 amino acids. The record is from RefSeq and is a predicted model, not a curated record. Gene Ontology annotation, molecular function: protein binding; proteasome binding; cysteine-type deubiquitinase activity. The transcript has 16 exons. Gene Ontology annotation, biological process: regulation of proteasomal protein catabolic process; proteasome-mediated ubiquitin-dependent protein catabolic process; protein deubiquitination. Lineage: Eukaryota; Metazoa; Chordata; Testudines; Testudinidae.